Messenger RNA from Suillus plorans, 679 nucleotides. RefSeq lists its product as uncharacterized. The coding region runs from base 272 to 646 and encodes 124 amino acids. NCBI's taxonomy places the organism in Eukaryota, Fungi, Basidiomycota, Agaricomycetes, Boletales, Suillaceae. The record is from RefSeq and is a predicted model, not a curated record. The transcript is spliced from 4 exons.
CAGUAGAAGAUGACUCGCGUCGAACACAUGCGACGAAGUUGGAUCAUUAAUAUUUGACUAUCUAUUGGUUAUUUCGAUGCGUCAACGCAAUCUGUCGCUUGACCCAAUGUGUCUUCUCGCACCCCGAAGUUGUUCUUAGACAGGCACUGGUGGAGUGAUUAUCAGAAGCUGAUAAAUGCCACCAUGUGUGGGGUUUACAUGGCUGGGCCCGCCGAAGCUGAUCAUUUGAUUCACCCUGGCAGAUGCAUAGCCUCGUGUUCGGGUCACGCUGAUGCAUUAUAUCUCAUAUUUGAUAUCACGCAUCCUUCUUAUACCCUGCUCCAGCCCAUCGCAUUCACACUCUAAUCCUUGUCCACGAUGUCCAAACCACCACAUCCCUGGUGGAAAUCUGCAACCGUCUAUCAGAUUUAUCCAUCAUCAUUCCUCGACGCGAAUGGUGAUGGGACUGGCGAUCUCGCAGGCAUCAUCGCCAAACUUGACUAUCUCCAAGAUCUUGGUGUGGACGUUAUAUGGCUUAGCCCGAUCUAUCGUAGCCCAUUGGCUGAUAUGGGCUAUGACAUCUCGGAUUAUGAGGAUAUCGAUUCGCGCUAUGGCACGCUUGAAGACUGGGACCGCCUUCUCGAGGGUGCACACGAACGGGGAAUGAAACUCAUGAUGGAUCUGGUGGUGAAUCAUACAU